Messenger RNA from Diospyros lotus (date-plum), 1400 nucleotides. Its product is annotated as probable F-box protein At2g36090. Bases 15 to 1055 code for a protein of 346 amino acids. Gene Ontology annotation, molecular function: protein binding. The transcript is spliced from 2 exons. Lineage: Eukaryota; Viridiplantae; Streptophyta; Magnoliopsida; Ericales; Ebenaceae. The record is from RefSeq and is a predicted model, not a curated record.
CUCUGGCUUUCUUGAUGAAACACUUGAACAGAACCACCGUGCCCCGCCCAACCUCCGGCCCCACGGAGGACGGAGGAGGCGGCGCCAUCACAUUCGCCGAUGUCUACCCCGACAUUCUGGCUGCCCACAUCCUCACCCGCCUCGACGGCCCAACGCUCGCCGCCACCAGCUGCGCCUCCGCCCAACUCCACUCGCUCUCUGCCCAAGACCACCAUCUCUGGGCAGCCGCUUGCCUCUCCGCCUGGCCCUCCACCGCCGCCAUUCCCCGCCUCCUCUCCACCUUCCCCGGCGGCCCGCGCAGCUUCUUCUCUCUGUCCUACCCCCUGCUCCUCCCCAACCCAGCCGCAGCCGCCACCUCCCCGCCCCCGCCGGAGCUGAUCUCCGCCGUCGAUAUAUACCACAAGGGCGCUGCCAUAUUCUCCAAAGUCCAAGAAACAGAGACCCUCUCGGCCUGGUUCUUAUGCUCCCCUUUCAGAAUCGAUGCCUUGGACCCAAAAAACUUCAUCUCCACCACCAUCCGGCACCCGGACGAUGGGUCCUCUUGCACCCAGCUGGGGGCGGAGAUGACUCUCAGCUGGGUUCUGAUCGACCCAGUUAGCCGGAGGGCUGCGAAUCUGUCCUGCCACAAGCCGGUGGCUGUGCAGCGCCACUGGCUCAGCGGUGAGGUCCUGCUCCGCUUCGGAACCGUCGUAUCCGGCUGCCGGAAUAAGAAGAGACGCGACGAUCUCGUUCACUGCAGCAUACUGGUGACCGGCGGGGCGUCGGAGUCUGGCGACAUGCAGAUCAGAGAGGUGAGCUUAAAGGUGGAAGACAUGGACGGAAUGCAGUUGACGGGGAAGGAGAGCUUGGCGGUGUUUCACCGGGCGUUGGACGGAAAAAGAGGGAAGAAGAAGACGAGGGAAGAAGAAGGAAAGAGGAGGUACAGAGAGUUCCUGGAGAUGAAGAGAGAGAGACGAGAGAGAAAGCUGAAAGCUGAGGGAACACUCGACGCACUGUGCGUAGCCUUUGGAGUCUCCAUUUCGGUGGCUUUCCUCGGGCUCUUCCUCCUCGGCUAGAAGGAGAAAGAAGAACCAAACACGGGAUUCAAAACAAUGAACAUUACCUUCUUACAAUGGCCAUCGUAUAAUCAUACUAACUAACCCUUAAUCUUAGUUAACAGCCUUCAUCAUCUUCUGCUUUUCUUUUGCUUGGUGCUUGGUGCUUGGUGCUUGGUGCAGGACAGAGAGAUCAAAGCAGGGAACACGUAGUGAAUUUACUCUUAAGAUCAACAAGGGAAACAGAUGUAUUGCUGGAGAGCAGAGAGAGUUGGAGUUGGGUUGGUGUCAGAUUCUAUACAUUUUUGUACGAUUAUUAAUGUUGAACAAUUGGGUGGACAAAAUCUUGAUUCUGGACAAGCAGAA